This is a messenger RNA of Anoplophora glabripennis (Asian longhorned beetle), 3147 nucleotides long. RefSeq names its product actin-like protein 6B. Gene Ontology annotation, biological process: regulation of transcription by RNA polymerase II; nervous system development. Gene Ontology annotation, cellular component: SWI/SNF complex; NuA4 histone acetyltransferase complex. NCBI's taxonomy places the organism in Eukaryota, Metazoa, Arthropoda, Insecta, Coleoptera, Cerambycidae. Gene Ontology annotation, molecular function: chromatin binding. The transcript is spliced from 7 exons. The record is from RefSeq and is a predicted model, not a curated record. Bases 67 to 1320 code for a protein of 417 amino acids.
UUUAUUUUUUAAAUUCACAGAUCCAAAAAAAUGUAGUAAAUAGAAACGUUUUAAAAAAGGACAAAAAUGAGUGGCGCUGUAUAUGGCGGCGAUGAAGUUGGUGCAUUGGUAUUUGAUAUUGGUCAUAAUACAAUCAGAGCUGGAUAUGCUGGAGAAGACAGUCCAAAAGUUGAUAUACCUUCAACGGUUGGGGUCUGGCUAGAUGCAGAAGAUGAUAUCUCCCAAACUAGAUAUAAUAUUGGUUUGCUGUCGAUACAUGUGUGGCGUCCAGAAAUGGAAUUGAGUUCAUUUUUGAAAGAAGGGAUGGUAGAUAAUUGGGAUAUGUUUGAAAAUUUUCUGGAUUACAUUUAUAAUAAUGCUCUUAAAGCAAUUCCAAAAGAUCAUCCAAUAUUACUAACGGAGCCUCCAUGGAUUACACCACCUAAACGAGAAGAAAUGGCAGAGUUGAUGUUCGAAAAGUAUAAUGUUCCUGCCGUUUAUUUAGCUAAAAAUGCUAGUUUAGCCGCAUUUGCCAAUGGACGACCAACAUGCUUGGUGGUUGACAGCGGAGCCACUCAUACCUCAGCAGUUCCUGUUCAUGAUGGAUACGUUUUAACACAAGCUGUUGUAAAAUCUCCAGUUGGUGGUGAUUAUUUAAGUUCACAGUGUAAAACAUAUCUAUUAGACAAGGGCAUUGAACUUGUACCACCUGCCAUAGUGGCUUACAAAGAAAUAAUGAAGUCUGAGGAAUCUCCAAUUUGGAAACGCCGUGAUAUACCAUCAAAUUUAACGGAGAGUUGGUAUAAUUAUAUGAUUAAGGAAGUUAUGCAGGAUUUUCAAGCGUCAGUUUUACAAGUGUCUGAUGUUUCGUACGAUGAAGAAGUGGUGAAAACGAUGCCCGCAAAUCAUUAUGAAUUUCCGAAUGGUUUUCAUCGCGAUUUCGGCGUGGAGCGGUUUAAAAUCCCUGAGCCUCUUUUCAAUCCUACUACUGGUGCUAAAGCUGGAAUUCAGCCAAUAUUGGGUGUCGGAUCGCUGGUUACAACAAGUGUUGGAAUGUGUGACAUUGAUAUUAGACCUGCCAUGUAUGGCAGUGUCGUUGUAACUGGGGGUAAUUCAAGUCUCCAAGGAUUCACCGAGAGAUUAAAUAGAGAUUUAGCAGCUAAAACCCCACCAAGUAUGCGCUUAAAAAUCAUUAGUGCACCGGGAGUUUCUGAGCGCAGGUUUGGCGCGUGGACGGGUGGUUCAAUUUUAAGUUCCUUAGGUUCUUUCCAACAGCUCUGGGUUUCUAAACAGGAGUAUGAAGAAGGAGGAAAAAUUAUCGUGCAAUCGAAAUGUUUAUAAAAGUUUAUCUUAGACUUUAUAAAAAAUUUUCAGUAUUUCAAUUUUAAGACUGGUGGAUUCAUUCAAUUAUUUUAUUAUUGACUGAUUUCGUACUCUGUAAUGAAGUGAAUUAAGAUACCGUAGAAAUGACAUUUUUUAUAUGCACUCUGAAAGUAUUUAUUUGUGGCAUUUCCUAAGUAGUUCUUUUUUUCGGGGUACUUUGCCACACUGUAAAUUAAAAUUUAAAAAAAAGUAGGAAGUAUACCUCUGCCACAAGGAUCAGUCAGCUGCGAUUUUUUUUCUUAUUUUUGCCUAUAAAAAGAGUUUCUCUUCGUUUUUAAAAUUAAGUACAUAUUUUUGGACAUUUUAGUGAAAAAAUGAAAUAAAUUGAGAUUUCUUUCUUAAAAAACAAAUCCUUGUGGUGCAGGGCUUUAUUAACUAUUUUUUAUAUAUCGAGGGCAUCAUAUCAGAAGGGCGUAAGAGCCACUAUAGUCGGUUCUGGGUUUUUAGGUCAUAUGACCUCAUUUAACCAAUUCGCUUAAUAUAUCAGAAGGGCGUAUAUAUUCAUAAAUAUCAAAACUCUAUUCUAACACAUUUUACAUUAUUCUAAUGCAUUUAUGAACCAAUUUUGCAAAACUAUAAUAUCAGAAAGGCGUAUGCCUGUAAAAUUUCAGAUUUGGUUUGUACGCCCUUCUGAUAUGACGCCCUUGAUAUGUUUAUGGAGAUUAAAGUAUUUCAUUGUUCUAUUCGUAAAACGAUAAAUGUUAUAGAAUAGUUUAUAUUUACACGGUAGGGUCUGUUCUAACCCGUGCAAGUCAGGGCCAUACUUGGGUUCAUUAAUUCGAAAAGAAUAAUAUCUGUAUGCUCAAAAUUUGUUAGGAACAAAGGAAAGCGCAUACUAUUAUAUAUUUUAAAUAAAUUUUGUAGAACUUUAAUUUAGAAAAUGACUGAACUAUGUUGACAAAUAUAAGAAGUCCAAUUGUUAGUUGCUCGUAGUGCAUUUGGAUAUUUUUUUUAACCACACGAAUUUUUGUGGCGAAACGAUGUGAAGAAAAAUCUUUAAAAUUCAUCGAAUUAAAGGAUCUAAAGAGACAACAUAUUAAAAAAGUAGUGCCUAGCAGGAAAUCUCGGUGUUAUUGCUAGCCUAUCUUGAACUGAAAUUGUAGGUCUCAUUGUUUCGUAUUAUUAUUUUUUGUCCCAUCAACAUCGUUAAAUGCGUGAAAUUUUUGUGCAGGUUAUUUACCGAGUCUUUAAAUCUGCUAAUAUUUCUGGAUCGGAUCUAUUUUUGCAAAUUUGCAUUUUCCACUAACGAUGAUGAUAAUCGUUCUUUAGGAGGAAGCAUAUUUAAAAAAUGUAGGCCUUGCCAGUGUUACCACUUCAUUUGACAUAUUCGCGAAUAUUUUGAUAUAGUAUUCGUUGUUUAUUUAGAUGACAUCUAAUUAAAUUUGCAUUUGUAAGGUGUAAAGUAACCAUACAUUCGUGUUAGCUACACUAUACAAAUAUGUACAACCAGUGAAUAUUAAUUUAUAUUUCUAGUCUAGUUACUUAUCCCACAAUUGAAUUUUUGAAGAAUAUUUUAACUCUAACGAUAUGGAAAAAAAACGAGUCCUACUGGGCUGAAGCAUAGUUAACAGUUCUCAAUUCUUACUUUUUAUAUGCAGUUCAACCUUGACAUUCACGAUUUACUAACCCUAUUACAUAGAUUAAGUGUGAUCGAAUACUGAAAUUGUUCUUUUUAUUGCUUGGAAAUUCUAAGAUAUUAAGCAAAUAAUUUGAGAUUAUUUUAAUAAUCGAAUUAUUAAAAUUUUAUAUUUCAGUAUACGAGACUUUUAUAUACCCACUUAUUUU